Molecule: messenger RNA, 751 nt
Organism: Macroventuria anomochaeta
Lineage: Eukaryota; Fungi; Ascomycota; Dothideomycetes; Pleosporales; Didymellaceae
Product: ubiquinol-cytochrome c reductase complex 17 kd protein-like protein
Exons: 3
Coding region: 74-541 (155 amino acids)
Biological process (GO): mitochondrial electron transport, ubiquinol to cytochrome c
Source: RefSeq, a predicted model, not a curated record
CUCAAACACCCUCAUCCGCCGUCUACAUCACCACCCGACCCGCUCGAGACUCAAUUGUCGCCCCACCGUCACAAUGGGUAUCACCGACUUUUUCUCCGACGUCUGGGAGACCUUCGCUCUCCCCUCGGCCGAUGCCGAAGCUCCUCCCCAGGGUGGCACAUCCACCCAGACACCCGCAUCUGGAACCAACGAGGAGUCUGGCGAGGAGGCCGAGGUCAACAAGCAGGACGCCAAGGAGCCCGAGGAGUCUGGCGAGCAGGGACACAGGCCCAGCGACGGCGGCGAUGACGAGGAGGAGGCCGAGGAGGAGGAAGAGGAGGAGGAGGAGUACACAGACCCCAAGGAGGUUCUCGAGGAGCAGUGCCGCAACUCCAAGGAGUGCCACGGCCCCAAGCACCACUACGACGAGUGCGUCGAGCGCGUCACCGGUCAGAUCGACAAUGACGGCAAGGCCAGCGAGGACUGCGUCGAGGAGUUCUUCCAUCUCGCACACUGCGCGACCCAGUGCGCCGCCCCCAAGCUCUUCGCUCAGCUCAAGUAAACCUGCCAGCACUUCGCUCACCUCGACCGCUACCGCGCCGAAUACAUGACUCGAUAGUUGGAAGACGGUGUUGGAUCGAAAGAAACGACAAGACACGUCAAGGAUGACUGUAAAUACCAGGGUCAUGUUUAGAAUAACACUGUACUAUUUACCAUGCCAAGCAAUUUCAUUACCUCAAUCACCGUCUCAGACUGCGCUCUCUGACAAGGC